Molecule: messenger RNA, 576 nt
Organism: Homarus americanus (American lobster)
Lineage: Eukaryota; Metazoa; Arthropoda; Malacostraca; Decapoda; Nephropidae
Product: neuronal PAS domain-containing protein 4-like
Exons: 5
Coding region: 43-576 (177 amino acids)
Biological process (GO): regulation of transcription by RNA polymerase II
Molecular function (GO): RNA polymerase II transcription regulatory region sequence-specific DNA binding; DNA-binding transcription factor activity, RNA polymerase II-specific
Source: RefSeq, a predicted model, not a curated record
UGUCUGUGCUACGUCAGGAAGAGCAACUACUUCCAGCAAGCCAUGAAGCAAGCAGCCAGCCGCUCUGAGUCACCCAACCUGGAGUUCCUCAAGGCGUUGAGCGGGUUCCUCAUGAUGCUGACUCAGGGAGGGAAGCUGCUGUACAUCUCAGACAACGCAGCCGAGUACCUGGGCCACUUAUGUAUUAACACACCACAGGAGGACCUCCUCAUACACGGGGACAGUGUGUACGACAUUAUAGACAAGCAGGACCACGCGGCGGUACAGGCGGAGCUCGUCAGGACAGGUCACACGUCCCAACACCACCAUGACGAUGACCGACUCUUCCUCUGUCGCAUGAACGUGUCCAGGAACGCCCGAAGACAGAUGAGGUUCGGCGACCAGAAGGUGGUGCUGGUGGCAGGACAUUACCUGUCGUACCUGCCGCUGUGCUCCAGGAACGAGCCAGUGUUCCUCGCCCACUGUACGCCCGUCGCCAUGCCAGAGACCCGAGAGAGCGUCGUGCAGGGCGCCACCAACGUCUUCACCUCCGUCCACACCCUCGACAUGAAGUUCAUCAACCUCGACAGAAAGUGA